UAAGCUGAGCUGACUGCAGAGAGCCUGAGAUUGAAAGGCUUUCUUGGCGUUUCGCGUUCCUAAUUUCUUGAAGGCUUGAGAGCAGAGAAAGAGAGAAUGGCGUCAUCAGUCAAUUUUUCCGUCGUUGAAGACAAUGACCUUGACGACGCAGAGCUUUGGGCCGUGAUAGAUUCGGCCGCAGCCGCCUCUCGCUCCUCCUCCUUCAAUUCUCGCAAACCUCACGUGCUCAAGCAUUCCAAUCUUCAAGUUCACAGUCCUGUUCCCAAUAAUCCCUCACCUGUCACCAAAUUCUCUAGAAACUCUCGGAGCCAUUACACGUUGGAGGAAGAUGUCAGGGUUUCAGCUGAUGGAGAGGUCUUACAAGAGCCAUGGAUUUGUCAGCGUCCACAGAAAAUCGCAAGAUCUCGUGGUCCUGAUUGCGCUGAAGACAAUCGAUUAGUUGUCUUGAAGCAUAUGCAGCGGACUCCAACGACACCGUUGUACUCGUCGCCUGACGCUGAGAGGUUCCUUGUUCAAGAGAUCAGUCCUACUUCAGGUGCCUCUCCGUCCUAUUUCAGGAGGAAUGAAGACAGUAAUAAAACGCCACAUAGCUUAUCCGGCCAGUUCCCUUCCGUCUCUCUUUUCAAGGAAUACCAGAAUGCAGCCAUGGCGAUUCUAGAGAAAUCUGAUUACACUGUGAUUUCUGGGAGCCCAUUUAUAAAGAAAUCAGGAUGGAGGAAGAUAUCAUUUUACUUCAAUUUAUCCUAUGAAAUCAAAGACAAGACUAUUGAGUUUGAUGAGAACCGAAAUGUGCAGCGAGCUGAAUUUGUGGUUCGUGCACACAUGCAAGGUGGUAGGUUCUCAGAUGGAUGGGGGUCAUGUGAACGUCGUGAGAAACGCUUUUUGAAACCAAACCAUGACAUUCCCAGCACAGCAGAAACCAGAGCUAAGAAUAAAGCAUGCCAGGACUUGCUUGGAAUUGGAGAGUAUCGACCUGGUGCUACCAAUGGUGGUCGAAAAAUAUAGACCAAUCAGUGUACUCGAAAAGGGAUUCCGGUUCAUUCUCAUCUGAACGGAUAUGUGGAGGAGUCAACACCGUGGGGUAGAAGACAAUUCACCCAUCAAAUUGGAAGUCUAAGAUUCAAUGCAAACGAAUAACAAAGACGAAAAAGGGUGAGAGGUAAAGAAAGGAAACAAAACAUGGGAGGAAGGAGAAAGCUGCAUACAUGGUCCCCUUGUAAUAUCAUUUAGAAAUUAACUUCAAUUUCAACUUUUUGAGUGUUUCGGUUGAUGCUGUAUGAAAACGGGUAACCUGUAGAAUGUGGAUCAAGAGGGACACUCAAAAGAAUAUAGCUAGGAGGAAUACCUACAAGAAAAAAAGCAAAAAGCGUCUCCCCCUCUGUUUUCUUUAUUGGAUUCUCUUCCCGAGUUCCAGUGGAGACUAUGCCCCCUACUUAGUUGGCCAGACAUUUUGUGUUUGGACUUUAUAGUUUGGGAAAAAAGAACGUUGCCGAACCCUAUUUACUAAAUUCUAGUUCAUCCAUUGGCAGCAGAAGACUUUGCUCACACUAUUUGAUGAA
Molecule: messenger RNA, 1559 nt
Organism: Macadamia integrifolia
Lineage: Eukaryota; Viridiplantae; Streptophyta; Magnoliopsida; Proteales; Proteaceae
Exons: 5
Coding region: 97-1005 (302 amino acids)
Source: RefSeq, a predicted model, not a curated record